Mercurialis annua (annual mercury) is the source of this 1032-nucleotide messenger RNA. RefSeq lists its product as uncharacterized. Gene Ontology annotation, molecular function: nucleic acid binding; zinc ion binding. The coding region runs from base 1 to 1032 and encodes 343 amino acids. The record is from RefSeq and is a predicted model, not a curated record. NCBI's taxonomy places the organism in Eukaryota, Viridiplantae, Streptophyta, Magnoliopsida, Malpighiales, Euphorbiaceae. The transcript has a single exon.
AUGUCAAACCUUACAAAGCUUGAAUUUACGGCACUUGAUGUAUCUGGAAAAAAUUAUCUGUCAUGGAUACUAGAUGCUAAAAUACAUCUGCAAGCCUCUGGUCAUGAGGACACUAUUAAAGAGGGAAAUAAUGCCUCUACUCAAGAUCGUGCAAAAGCAAUGAUCUUCCUUCGCCAUCAUCUUGAUGAAGGAUUAAAAAAUGAAUAUCUCAGUGAAGAUAAUCCACUUGUUCUCUGGAAUAGUUUAAAAGAACGCUUCGACCAUCAGAAGACUGUAAUUCUUCCAAAAGCUCGUUAUGACUGGAUGCAUUUAAGAUUGCAGGAUUUUAAAAGUGUUAGUGAAUACAAUUCUGCAAUAUUCCGAAUUAGCUCAAAGCUAAAAUUGUGUGGAGAAACAAUUACUGAUGAAGAUUUAUUAGAAAAAACAUUCUCCACUUUUCAUGCAUCUAAUGUGGUACUCCAGCAGCAGUAUCGUGAGAAAGGGUUUAAGAAAUAUUCAGAGCUGAUUUCUUGCCUUCUAGUGGCUGAGCAGAAUAACGAGUUGUUAAUGAAAAAUCAUGCGGCACGACCCACUGGUUCUGCUCCAUUUCCUGAAGUAAAUGCGAGCGCAUAUAGAUCUCCUCGUGGUCGUGGUCGUGGCCGUGGUCGUGGUCAUGGUUAUGGUCGAGGUGGAAAUAAUUACAACCAUGUCGGUUAUAAUAACUCCUUUAAGCAUAAGAAUCACCACCAGAAGUGGGAUAAGAAGGAGGAGAAACAAGAAAACAGAAACAGUGGACAAUACAAACAUCAAGUGAAAAAUGUCGAUAGUAAAUGUUAUCGAUGUGGCAUGACUGGGCAUUGGUCGCGUACCUGUCGUACGCCCAAACAUCUUGUUGAGCUUUACCAAGCUUCCCUCAAGGAAAAUGGAAAGAAUAUAGAAACAAAUUUUGUUGCUGAUGAUGAUUUUGACCAUAGUCUAAUGCAUAAUGACUCUAUAGACAUGACACAUUUAGAUGUUUCUGAUUUUCUUGAGAACAAUAAUAAUGAAAACUAA